Arabidopsis lyrata subsp. lyrata is the source of this 1130-nucleotide messenger RNA. Its product is annotated as zinc finger protein CONSTANS-LIKE 2. The transcript is spliced from 2 exons. Lineage: Eukaryota; Viridiplantae; Streptophyta; Magnoliopsida; Brassicales; Brassicaceae. The coding region runs from base 297 to 926 and encodes 209 amino acids. The record is from RefSeq and is a predicted model, not a curated record. Gene Ontology annotation, molecular function: zinc ion binding.
CCUUUAAUCUUAUCCUAAAUUUAAAAUUAGAAACUUCUUGCAUUUCAUUAAAAAAAUACGUGAAAAAUCGUUUCGUGAAAAGUAAAAGACGACAAUACCCUUGAAAAGAAUUAAAUCACAUAAAACUCGCCACGAAAUUCUCAUAACACAAUUCGCUAUUUCGCUGUCUCUUAUUUGUGUCCGCAGAAGAAACGAGAGAAGAGAGAGAGAAGCAAAGUCCUUACCAAGAAUAUUUAUAACACAAACAUCGAGAGAGAGAGAGAGAGAGAGAGGUUGUGGUUGUGGAGAUAAGAUCAAUGGGGAAGAAGAAGUGCGAGUUAUGUUGUGGAGUAGCGAGAAUGUAUUGUGAGUCAGAUCAAGCGAGUUUAUGUUGGGAUUGUGACGGUAAAGUUCACGGAGCUAAUUUUCUGGUGGCGAAACACACGCGUUGUCUUCUUUGUAGCGCGUGUCAGUCACACACGUCUUGGAAAGCUUCUGGGCUUCGUCUUGGCCCAACUGUUUCUAUCUGUGAGUCUUGUUUAGCUCGUAAGAAGAAUCACAGCUCCGUCGCCGGAAAGAAUCAGAAUCUGAACCAAGUAGAGAUCAUUAGUAGAGAAGAUGAUGAUGCUGAAUCUUAUGAUGAGGAAAGCGAUGAGGAAGAAGUGGAGAAUCAGGUUGUGCCGGCGGCGGUAGCGGAAGAACUUCCGGUGGUGAGUUCGUCGUCUUCUGUUAGUACCGGCGACGGAGAUCUGGUGGUGAAAAGGACGAGACUUGAUUUGGAUCUUAACCUCUCCGAUGAGGAGAACGAAUCUCGUCCGUUGAAAAGAUUAUCGAGAGACGAAGCUUUGUCAAGAUCAACGGUUGUGAUGAACUCAGUCGUGAAAUUACAAGGAGGGAGGAGAAAAUCAGAGGGAUGUGAUACAUCAUCGUCGUCUUCAUUUUAUUGAAAUCGCCAAUAAAAGUAGAGAUUUUUAGCCGUUGAUGAUUCUUUCGUUGGUUGAUAGAUUAAUCCUCACCGUUCAUUACUAACAAUACUUUUUAGUGGGUUGAGUUAGUUUUAAGACAUUUUAAUAUAUAUUCGUAUUGAAGCUUUUUCGUAGCUGUUGAAGCUUUGUAUUAUUAUUAUGUUGAUUUAUUUUUUGUUUAAGCUA